UCCUCCAUAAAAGGUAUGGAUUUUUAGCUUUUUCACAUUUCCCGCCAGACUCAAGUGCAAAGGAUACACGAAUUUACUCACACACAUCACAGAUCUGAAUAAUCAGUUAUCUCCAGCUGCUGAAACUUCGAACGAUGUCCAAGAAAAGAGGCUUGUCACUGGAAGAGAAGCGGGAGAAGAUGCUUCAAAUAUUUUAUGACUCUCAAGAUUUCUACCUUCUCAAGGAACUUGAAAAGCUGGGCCCCAGAAAAGGCGUCAUCAGUCAAUCCGUCAAAGACGUUGUUCAAAGUCUAGUGGAUGAUGACCUGGUCUCGAAAGACAAAAUUGGAACCUCGGUAUACUUUUGGAGUCUUCCCAGUUGUGCUGGAAAUCAGCUAAGAAAUGUAUCAAAGAAACUCGAGUCGGAGCUUGAGAGCAGCAAGAAGCGGCACGUAGAGCUCGUGGAGCAAUGUGAGUCCCUAAAGAAAGGCCGAGAGGAUUCAGAUGCACGAGAAGAGGCUUUGAGUGAGCUGAAAGACAUUGAACAGAAGUAUAACGAACUGAAAGAAGAAAUGGGACAAUAUGCAGACAAUGAUCCAGCUACCGUUGAAGCAAUGAAGGAAGCUAUUAAGGUUUCCCAAGAAGCAUGUAACAGAUGGACAGACAAUAUUUUCACACUGCGGCAGUGGUGCUCAAACAAUUUUCCUCAGGCCAAAGAACAGCUUGAACACUUGUACAAUGAGGUGGGAAUAACCGAAGAUUUUGACUAUAUAGAGUUACCAGCAGUGACACUUGUCAAGCAAGUCGACGAGUAGGAUACCAGAAGCCACACAUGAUAACUACACAACUGUUCUAGUUUCCUAGUAUCAUUUACUUAAGUCUUAUUAUGCUCAACAGGUUCUUGAAAACUGACAUCACUAUAAACAUUGCAUGUGUGCAGUUUUAUGUAAGCUCAUUAUCUCCAAA
Messenger RNA from Helianthus annuus (common sunflower), 945 nucleotides. RefSeq names its product meiotic nuclear division protein 1 homolog. The transcript is spliced from 10 exons. Gene Ontology annotation, cellular component: nucleus. The record is from RefSeq and is a predicted model, not a curated record. NCBI's taxonomy places the organism in Eukaryota, Viridiplantae, Streptophyta, Magnoliopsida, Asterales, Asteraceae. The coding region runs from base 135 to 794 and encodes 219 amino acids. Gene Ontology annotation, biological process: reciprocal meiotic recombination. Gene Ontology annotation, molecular function: double-stranded DNA binding.